AUGCCCUUGAUGAAGAUAGUGGUCGCACUGCUUGCGAGGCUUCAGCCUUCCCUCAGUCUGUUGCCCCCAGACGCUUUACGAAUUGUCAAUCCACUUUCAAAGCUAACGGUCGCAGUGGGCCUAGGAAGCAGAGCAGCAGCUAUCGGAACAAGAUUCAUUAAUCUUAUCCGGGCUUUCCCUACAACUCUUACGUCCUUGUCUACGGCAAAGGCUGGAGUAAAGCAGCUAGCAGAUCGAUUUCCAGUACUCAAAAGUUGGCAAUUUUGGGCAACCAUCUUCACUGCUGCCUCUCUUUUUUUCGCUGGCCUGGCCUUCUGGACAUCUUUCGAAGCAGGCCAAUACGCCAAGUGGACAGCACACAAAGAUUUUACUCUUCUGUGCAUGGAAGAGAAGAAUAUUAUAAUCGUGCAGAUAGAAGGACGAUCCAAAUGCCGAUUGCUCCAGUACAUCGGCGCCCAAGGACCGGUAUUCCACAAGUACACCUUGGGAUCCCUUUCCCGCAUUCCGUUAACCGCCGAAGGACCCGGUACUUAA
Fusarium vanettenii 77-13-4 is the source of this 534-nucleotide messenger RNA. RefSeq lists its product as uncharacterized. NCBI's taxonomy places the organism in Eukaryota, Fungi, Ascomycota, Sordariomycetes, Hypocreales, Nectriaceae. The record is from RefSeq and is a predicted model, not a curated record. The coding region runs from base 1 to 534 and encodes 177 amino acids. The transcript has 2 exons.